Messenger RNA from Amoebophrya sp. A25, 5516 nucleotides. NCBI's taxonomy places the organism in Eukaryota, Dinophyceae, Syndiniales, Amoebophryaceae. The record is from the annotation of a GenBank genome assembly.
CUGAUAUUCAUUGAGCCGUGUGCGUGUCGCAAAAUAUGGCUUCCUUGGUGGCUCGUUGCUUCUCGAUAACAUCAUCAAUGGUGAAAGAUGAAGCACGGUGGGUUUUGAAAUUUUGUGCCAGGCUUUCAUUCUCAAUACAGUUUGUUGAACGUCAGGACCACUGUGCGUUAGCGUGUAUUGGAAGUAUUGUCAUCGUAAUAUUGAUCAUUAGUGUAUGACUAACAAAUAUUGAUUAGAGGGUCCUUCUUUCAUCGUUAGGCUGGCGAUAGAAAUUAGAUUUCCGGAUUCGGACUGCUGGGUGAUUGGGUGAUGAAGCAUUGUUUUAUGGCUUCUUCUCGUAUACUAGAAUAAUGAUUUUUUUAGAUUCAAAUCAUCACUCAGUGCCUCUUCUGUGAUGUCAAUGUUCUUAUGUUUUCCCCUUUUUGCUCGUGCAUGAUACGAAAAGGAAUGCCUCAGAAAGGAGCGUCAUGCUGCCCGCAUAUGUUGUGUCCACACUGAGCAGGUGUUGAGUGCGUGGUCAGCAUCGUAGCGGGCUUGGAUUUCCGUUCUUCAUCCGGAUCCGUUCCACACAUCACACCAGGUGCAACGUCAGCGUGGAGGAAGCUCGGCAUCGCGUGUGACCAAACCGGCCGAGCGGUUUCGCGGCGAGCGUGUCAGGCGAAGUGGUUCUCGUGCCUCUUUUCCUCUCCGUUUUUCUUUCUUCUAGUUGCAUGCGCCAAGGCCCUGCGCCAUCCUUAUUAUUCGCCAGCAAACAGCCAAGGGCAGCUAAAGGGUUUGAUAAAUAUGACUCAGCUACAGGGUUGACUCAGCUAGAGGCAGUAAGAAAUGGAUCGGAUCAUCGCCGUGUUCGGAAAAACUGCACCGGGCAACAGCGAUGGCCGCGUGCUCCUGUAUGGUGCGGUGGCGACGUCGGUAGUCGCUACGACCGCCGGCGUUUACUGGUGCUACCGCCAGAGAAGUACCGCCACGCGCCCACCGCGAGAUACUUUGUGGUUCUACGAUCAAACCGCAAAAAGCCGCAACGAACUUCAUGCACAAGUAAAGCAAGCUUCCGUCCCUGUAGCGGGAAAGAAUGGCGCAACAAGCAAAGUUCCAAAGCGAGACAAAAUAAAGAGGCCAGCGGACGGCGAGUUAGCGUCUUCUCUACUUUAAGGCGGCUUUUCCGCCCAUGGAUUUUAAGACUACUUGACUUGCAAAGAAACUCUUCUUGUCUACUCUACGACUUAUAAAUUCGUAAUCAAAGAAACUUUUAAGACCUGAUGAUCUCAACACCUUUCCUCGUGUAGUUGUAUUUUUCACAGGUGAUAUGAAAUCCCAAGUAGGUAACAACAAGUGAAGCAAAAACCGAAUAAUCUCACCUUUGUUUAUUUGCGUAGAAGCAUUUUUUUACGCUCCACCCACAGGUGUUUCUAACAAAUAAAUCUUCCUAGUAGUCUAAGCGAAGAAGGUAACUAUAUUAAGAGAGAAACUUCGUGAUCAAGUCAAAGCUUGAAGAGUCUUUGCUGCCGUGAAAGCUUUAAUCUUUGUUAACGGGUCACCCGCCUAUGCGACUGCUCGCUGGACCCGCUUACGAAGAGCCUGAUGCCACAGAGCCUGUUGCUUUCGCCCCACCACGUGGAUUCCGAAUUUUCGACUUUUUGUCACGAGCAAGGAACGAGCAAAAAGCUCAGGAACGAGGAAGUCACGAGCAUAAGAACAAGAACAUAACUGGCACAACUUCCAGCACUAAGGCGAAACAUGGUCACGAGCAUCAGAACAGAACAGCAAACACGCCAGCUGCUACACGCGCAGGAACUUCCACCAAUACUAGUAAUACAGCCGCUACUAAAGCGUCGUCUAGCAGCUCCUCAUCUUCAACACAUCAAAACACCAAACAUAGUAGUAGCAAUAGUACACAGCAAAAGGACAAAAAAGGUGGGACUUCUUCUUGUGUUAACACUGAGAAGCAAGUGCCAUGUCUGGUGUGCGUAGACGCUGCCUUGGAUUUAGAUGACCUCGAAAGCAAAUACGUUAUGAAAGCAGGUUUGUUCUUAUUAAAUUUUACCUAGAUUGAUAAUCUCGAGAGUCCUUUCGCUACGAUAGAAGGUUUUCCAAGAACAAUAAACCUGAAUACCUGCCGCGGUGGUCACGAGUGGCCAUUUCAGGGGUACUUAGUUAUAGAUCCAUAACAAUUAAUCUUACCUGCUCUUGUGAGAAAAAAUCAAAUUUUUUUCUUAACAUAAUUCUUUCUUGUUUCUCUGUUAAUUUUUCUCAACAAAGCAUGUUUCUCGUAGUAUUUUUGAAAGAUGCUCUCCUGAGCCUAAGGCUCUUGUAUGCAGUCUCCUGCACGUAACUCUCGCGUCGAAGUGAAGGCACCCUAUCCUAUCCUAAUCCUAAUCCUAACUCUAUAGUAUCUAUACAUAUUUUUUUUCAAUGUUUAUUGUUCAGUUCUGAUAUCCUCUGUCAACACAAUCAAUAUCCUCCUGCUCUCUCUAAACACCAUCGAUUCCAAUUUCGCCUCUCUUGGGUUAUUGGAGUUCGAACCGCUAUGCAGGAGUUAGAGGCCAGAAGUUUGCUGCCUUUUUUAGCGACCGGCUUUGGCUUUGCCUACGACGCAAAACACAGUGCACAAGAAAACGUCUGGGAAUUUAUUAAGUUAUGUCGUGGGCUGGAAAAGCAGGUGUUUGCGUAAAGCUAGGAGAAACAGUGCGUCUCGUUCGUGUAGGAACACAAGGAACAUGGAACACACAUCGAGCCAUCUCUCUUCUAAUGUAGGCGAUGCAACUGGUCCACAAUUACAUGAUUAUUUUUCCGGCUGCUUCCUCACGGACCAACCACACGCCAAGAGUUCGUGUGGAUCUCAGCUUUGAGUCUUGGGCCAAUAUUAAGAAAGCACUCCGAGAAAACCGUGGAAGCAUCACCGAUGCAAAGCAGCAAGACGGUAGUUGUAUUUCGCGUUUAGACUUGGAAGCUCUGCUACACAGCUACGUAGAGCGUUAUCCGAUUUUGGCUCCGCCACCGCUUGGGCAAGAAGAUGAGGGACGGAUUCUGCUAGUGAAUUUUGUGGCCGUGCCGCAUGGAAGAAAUUCAUUGGCGAACCAAGCUAUGACAACUACGUGGAAAAGCUUACUCUUACUCGGAGGAAUUGACUCCAUUUGUUUUGAAUAGCAAAAGAAAGCCAGUGCCCUCAUCUAUCACUCUGAUGCUUGAGUACUGUGAGUGCAAGCUUUUCCCCGUUAUACAAGCUGCUGGCGUGGCCGGUCGUGCCUACGACGAGCCGUCGGCGGAGAGCUCGGUUUAUGGCGCUUUUGAGGAAGAGGAUCGACAUAUAGGCUUUGACGAACAGGAUGGGCACCGAACAAGCCGUGUCGGAUUCUUGGAUCAGGCGAUGUCCUUGGUACUGACGUAGUCGUGUCUGGAUAUUGGAUAAGACGACGUCACUGGUACUAUGUAGCGUGAUUCGGUAUUGUAUGGAUUGUAUGGAAAAUAAUUAUGCCGAACUAGCAAUAUACUAUACUAUGGUGAGUUCGUGAAGGUGAGGAAGAACAGCCGGAGCUUUAGCAGAAUAGAGAACUUUCAUAGGAGGAGCGCGCUUAAUCUUGUAAAACACUCUGAUCCAAUCAUCCCAACAGCGAAAACUGAAAGUGUUCGGACGUGCUUUUACCGUGAGUGAGAUCGUUGCGACGGCUGGCGCGAUGCAUGAUUUGCAGUUAAGUAGAGUUUAGUAGUUUCUUGGGCGACGGUGUCUAAGAAUGGUAUAACACGAGACCUCUACGAAGACAAGGCGCCCCUCUCUGUGAGAAAGAAGCCACGUCGUAGAUCAGGACAAUUUGCUGUUGCUCAUCUUGGGUUGCCUGAAGGAGUUUGAAUUCGCUUGGUCUCCCACAUCAAGAAGACAUUGCUCUAACACAAGACUACGAAGACAAGGCGCAUUAUUUGGCACUAGCAUCGGACGCAUCAGAGGAAAAAACGGUUAGGGAAAUUCUUUCGUCGAUGAAUUUGUUCGAGAUUUUUUCGGCAUUGGCGACGGUAACCCGAAUUAUGAUGGAGAAGAUAUUACUAGCGCAUCCACCUGUAUCAAAAGUAAGUCAGUCAGAUAUUACCGCAGUUAACAAUGCAAAAAGUAUUUGCAUUCAGUAAGCGGCCUGUCUUUCUCGUUUCAGUAAACCUUUACACGAUCUUCAGAGAGCACUCUCUCCAUACCAUUUUUAGAAUGGCCACGGAGUAAGUCGGCUACUUGGGCCAUGGUAAAAAGCAAGCGACAUACUAAAGGAUGGGACGAAGAGAAAUGUCGUGGUGAAAAAGUAAGAGACGAAGACAGAAAAGGAACAGCAAAUAGUGAUACCAGUGUAAGUUUUCUAAUACACACAAGGCAACGGGAGACGCGAAGCCGAUCAAAAGACUGCAGAUGAUUCGGUCCUUAUGGUGACGAUCUUGUAGAAGUUUUAGUCCUCGUUUACAGUUGUCUGAUCAUGAUCCACUUUAAUUAUUCUUCUCUCAUCAAGUAUUCCGAUUCCCGUUAUUUUAGCGUGGCUGUACGAACAUAGUCGUGAUUUGCAAUAUUCUUCUCUCUCAUAUCAACUCUACGCGAAACAUUCGAAUGACGCGGUGUCCGAGAAGAAAGCGAGAUUUAGUCGUAUGUGCCGUGAAGGAGCCACGCACAGUUGCAUCACUUACAUUUGCCGUUUGGCGUGUGCCCUUGGCGCAAAAAUGAAGAGUGAAAAAUAAGGAAGGUGGAAGGUGGACGAACGUCGAAGGGGGACACAGCAUGAGCAUGUAGAACGUAGUCAAAAACUGAAAAUAAGCGAGUUAGUGACUGUAAUAGGAGAGCUAGCUUUGAAAUGCUACUCUCAUUUCAGUAGUAUCUUCUGCGUUAUUCUAGUCAGUUACUUGCUUAUUUCAAUUUUUCGAAUAGAUGAGCCUACCUGCAAUUUCAUGCAGUGGAAAAGAGCUGCAUGAGUAGACGGCUCUUUCGUAUGAGGUAGUAGGAUUUUCAGCAUAAGAAUGAUUUGCUGCACGUGGCAGAUAUGAUGAGCAAUUUGUUCUUGUGCACACGAAGACCCGAAGGGAAAAGUAUCUUAUUUAGGUGAUAUAACUCGCUUAGGUAGCACUUUGCAUGUACCAAAGGGUUUCGCGUUGGUGAUUCCGAUGAAAUGAAUUUGAUCAGCACGAUGAUAGUACUUCCUACUCGUCAUAGUGGACAGACUAUUUAAUUAUUUUUUAGGGCUGUAGCACCGUCAGAGAAUGAGCAGACAUCACGUCAAAUGCACAGGACAACAUUUCCACUAUGUUAAGGGCAAGAUGCUUUUGUUGUACAGUUUGAACAGGAGUUACUGUCAUGUUGACGGAAAAUCGUUUUCCCGAACGACCCCUUUCGAAAAUGAGUACCCAGAACAACCACAAUCCACCCACCAACUACAAGAAGAAAAUGGCGAGACAAACACAUCCCCAACAUUUCUUGCGAUACAAAAUGCUCGAUGGGGCCGACGACUACGUUGAGGACUAGAAAGGACGCAUUUCUGGUCGGAAAAGCCGCG